Molecule: messenger RNA, 414 nt
Organism: Microplitis mediator
Lineage: Eukaryota; Metazoa; Arthropoda; Insecta; Hymenoptera; Braconidae
Exons: 1
Coding region: 1-414 (137 amino acids)
Source: RefSeq, a predicted model, not a curated record
AUGUCCUAUGUCUCUGGAAGAGAGCAAGCUGUAAAGCACGAUGGUGGUAAACUUACUGACUGGAUUCGUACUAAUAUUGGUGUUCCACAGGGUUCAAUCCUUGGACCUCUGCUAUUUUCACUCUUCAUCAAUGAUAUUGGCUCUUGUAUUCAUUGGUGCAAAAGACUGCUGUAUGCGGAUGAUCUCCAGAACUAUCUACCGAGUUACCCACGGGAUAUGGAUGAUUGUAUUGCCAAGAUCAAUGAGGACAUUGCUCGUAUCAAGCAGUGGGCCACCUCGAAUGAACUCAAAUUAAAUCUGGGCAAGACUAAAGCCAUAAUCCUCGGGUCCAGACCUUUUAUCAACUCUAUUGUAAGGGUUUGCCCGCGCUUCCCCGUACUAGGAAGUUCGGACAAUCCUUCGAUAGUAACUUGA